This is a messenger RNA of Corylus avellana, 3834 nucleotides long. Lineage: Eukaryota; Viridiplantae; Streptophyta; Magnoliopsida; Fagales; Betulaceae. The record is from RefSeq and is a predicted model, not a curated record.
AUGGGAGCCAUCACCCAUCUUUUCGUCUACUCUGUCUUCUUCUCUCUGUUUAGAAUCUCCAUUACACAAGACUCUAUUACUCCAACUCAGUCAAUCAGAGACGGUGGCACUACUUUAGUUUCAGCUGGCCGAUCAUUUCAAUUGGGAUUCUUCAGCCCAGGUAAUUCCAAAAGCCGAUAUGUGGGAAUUUGGUACACAAUAUCUUCGGAGAAAGUUGUAUGGGUAGCCAACAGAGAGGCUCCGCUUAGCGAUCACUCGGGAGUAUUAAAGCUCGCUGAUGAUGGAGUUCUUGUGCUUCUUAAUAGCACCAACGGAACUGUUUGGUCAUCUAAUACAUCAAAAACUGCAGAAAAUUCAGUUGCACAGCUCUUGGACACCGGAAAUCUUGUUGUCAAAGAUAGAAACGAUGAUGACCCAGAGAAGUUUUUGUGGCAGAGUUUUGAUUAUCCUUGUGACACAUUUCUACCGGAAAUGAAGCUUGGAUGGAACUUAGUAACUGGUCUAGAAAUGUAUUUAUCAUCUUGGAAGAGCACGGAUGAUCCUGCUCAAGGUGUGUUUUCAUUACGGGUAGAUCGUCGAGGAUAUCCACAAUCUGUUGCUACGGAGGGAUCUAAAAUAAAGGCUAGAAGAGGAUCAUGGAAUGGCGUUCAUCUUACGGGUCGUGGGUUAAGAUCGGAUCCACUAUUGAAGUAUAAAUUUGUGUUUAAUGAGAAGGAGGUCUCUUUCGAGUACAAAAUCCUUAACACUUCUGUUUUCUAUAGAUAUGUGUUAAACCCAUCAGGCGUUGCGCAGCGAUUCGGAUGGAUGGAUCGGACACAGAGUUGGGAGCUUGUCUCUACAUUCCCGGCAGAUCGGUGCGACAAUUAUGCCUUAUGUGGCGCAUAUGCUACCUGCAAUAUCAAUAAGUCUCCUGUAUGUGCAUGCUUGGAAGGAUUCUUUCCCAAGUCUCCAAAAGAUUGGGAUUCAGUGGAUUGGUCAGAUGGGUGUGUUCGAAGGACUCCCUUGGAAUGCAAUGACGGAGAUGGAUUCCUGAAGCGUACGGGGUUGAAAUUGCCGGACACAUCUUCUUGCUGGUAUAACAAGAGCAUGAGCCUCAAGGAAUGCGAAGGAAUGUGUUUGAAGAACUGCUCCUGCACAGCAUAUGCAAAUUUAGAUGUCAGGGGAGGAGGAAGCGGCUGCCUGCUUUGGUUUAAUGAUAGCCUUGUUGACAUAAGAGAAGUAGGUCAGACUGGGCAAGACCUCUAUAUAAGGAUGGCCGCUACUGAACUGGCCGGUACCAAGAAGAAACUAGUGGCAAUUAUAGCCGGCUCAACAUUAUUAGUCGUGGGAAUGACAAUAGUUGCGCUGGUCUCAUAUAUAUGGAAAAAGAAACUCAGAAACCAAGGAACGACAAAAAGAAGUCGGAGGAAGGAUUAUGACAAUGAAGGUGGGAAGGAAGAUAUGGAGUUACCGAUAUUUGAUUUAGCAAUCAUUGCUAAUGCAACAGAUAAUUUUUCAAAUAACAACAAGCUCGGAGAAGGUGGAUUUGGACCUGUGUACAAGGGUAUCCUACCAGGGAUCAGAGAUAUAGCUGUGAAGAGGCUUUCAAAGAAUUCUAGACAAGGGUUGAACGAGUUCAAAAAUGAAAUUAUUUUCAUUGCCAAACUUCAACAUCGUAAUCUUGUGAAGCUUCUUGGUUGUUGCAUUCAAGAAAAUGAAAAUAUGUUAAUCUAUGAAUACAUGCCCAACAAAAGCUUGGACUCCUUUAUUUUCGAUCAAGCAAACAGUAAAGUACGAGAUUGGCAUAAACGUAUCAACAUUAUCCGUGGUAUUGCUAAAGGGCUUCUCUAUCUUCAUGAAGACUCUAGACUGAGAAUUAUCCACAGAGAUCUAAAAGCUAGUAAUAUCCUUUUAGAUAACAACAUGAAUCCAAAAAUUUCGGACUUUGGCUUGGCUAAAUCAUUUGGGGGAGAUCAAGCUGACUCUAAGACCAAUAGAAUUAUUGGAACAUAUGGUUAUAUGUCUCCAGAGUAUAUGGUGCAUGGACGGUACUCGGUAAAAUCUGAUGUGUUUAGCUUUGGAGUUUUAGUAUUAGAGAUAUUGAGUGGAAAGAAGAAUAGAGGAUUUCGUCAUCCAGACCACCACCAUAAUCUUAUUGGACAUACAUGGAAACUAUGGAUUGAAGACAGACCAAUGGAACUUAUCGAUGAAUUGGUAGAUAACAUGUGCACUCUAUCAAGUGUAUUGCGAAACAUUCAUGUGGGUUUGUUAUGUGUGCAGCGAAGACCAGAAGAUAGACCAAACAUGUCGUCUGUUGUUCAAAUGUUGAGUAGUGAAAAUUUAUUGCCUAAGCCGAAACAACCGGGUUUCUUUUCAGAUUCACCUGAAGCAGAUUCUUCAUCUAGCAAGCAUGAAACUUGUUCAGCUAACACAAUCACCAAUACAGUGUUUGAAGCCCGAAUUGAAGGAAUACAUGUUUCUAAGAAUAUUGAUCGAAGUGUUAAGCCAUCCAUGGAUGACGUCAAAAGAACCUCCCCUGCACAAGACACUGUUAUUCCAACUCAAUCUCUUAGAGACGGUGGCACUCUAGUUUCAGCUGGUGGAUCAUUUCAAUUGGGAUUCUUCAGCCCAGGUCAUUCCAAUACUCGAUAUUUGGGAAUAUGGUACACAGUAUCUUCAGAGACAGUUGCAUGGGUAGCCAACAGAGACGCUCCGCUUAACAAUCACUCUGGAGUUUUAAAUGUCACCGAUGAUGGAGUUCUUGUGAUUCUUAAUAGCACCAACGGUAUUGUUUGGUCAUCUAAUACAUCAAGAACCGCAGAAAAUCCAGUUGCACAGCUCUUGGACAACGGGAAUCUUGUUGUGAAAGAAAGAAAUGAUGAUGAUCCAGAGAAGUUUUUGUUUUUAUCAUCUUCGAAGAGCCCGGGAGAUCCUUCUGCAGGUGAGUAUUCUAUACGCAUAGAUCCUCGUGGUUAUCCACAGUGGGUUAAAAUGGAGUGUGAUCAAAUAAAGGCUAGAGCUGGGUCAUGGAAUGGCCUUCGUUUUAUGGGUCAAGGGUUAAGACCGAAUCUAGUAUAUGAGUAUGGAUUCGUGUUGAAUGAGAAGGAGGUCUAUUACGAGUACAAACUCCUAAACACUUAUGUUUUCUCAAGAUAUGUGCUAAACCCAUCAGGGGUUGCGCAACGGUUCAUAUGGAUGGAUCGGAAACAGAGUUGGGAGCCUUUCUUUACAUGCCAGGCAGAUCAGUGCCAAAAUUAUGGCUUAUGCGGUGCUUAUGCUACCUGCAAUGUCAAUAUCUCUCCUGUAUGUGCUUGCUUAGAAGGAUUCUUACCCAAGUCUCCAAAAUAUUGGGAUUCAGUAGAUUGGUCAGAUGGGUGUGUUCAAAGGACUCCUUUGGAAUGCAAUGACGGAGAUGGAUUCCUGAAGCACACGGGGGUGAAAUUGCCCGACACAUCUUCUUCCUGGUACAACAAGAGCAUGAUCCUUAGGGAAUGCGAAGGGAUGUGUUUGAAAAACUGCUCCUGCACAGCAUAUGCUAGUUUAGAUGUCAGGGGAGGAGGAAGCGGCUGCUUGCUUUGGUUUGGUAGCCUUGUUGACAUAACAAAAUUCGAUGUGGGUGGGCAAGACCUCUAUAUAAGGAUGGCCACUACUGAACUGGAACAUCUUGAGAAAAAGAGGCGCUCCAGUGAGAAGAAACAAGUAGCAAUUACUGUCGCCUCAGCAUUGUUAGUCGUGGGAAUGGCAAUAGUUGCACUGGCAUGGAAACUAUGGAUUGAAGAGAGGCCAGUGGAGCUGAUCGAUGAAUUAGCAGCUUAUUUAGAUGAACAAAAAGAUAAUGGGCCUCUAGUCAUGUAA